Nicotiana tabacum (common tobacco) is the source of this 1740-nucleotide messenger RNA. NCBI's taxonomy places the organism in Eukaryota, Viridiplantae, Streptophyta, Magnoliopsida, Solanales, Solanaceae. The record is from RefSeq and is a predicted model, not a curated record.
UUAUCUACUUCCUGUCCGCAGGCUCUGUUGAUAUGAAUGAAGAAUUUCACAGUACAACAAGAAAGCAUAUGCUGGUUUUCACUUUUCAUACAUUAGGAUAUAAAAUAAGUGACUAGAGGCUAUGGCAAUUCUCUCCUUACACCUUCCAAUUGUACAAGGCUUUAAAGCUUUUAACAACCAUAUUGCUAAGUUCCAUUUUCAAAGUUGUUCACUUGACAGAUGGAGUUACUAUCUUUUCUCUCUCUCAACUCUAAUGUGGUAUGUGUUUAGAGUGUUUGAACUUUGUUGACAGGAAAACAUUUAGAAAGAACUUUAGUAAUCUUUAAUGAUAGAAGAAACAGAAAUCAACUUGAUCUUGGUGAUUUCACAUGUGUCCAAGUUCUGCUAUGCUUAAAUUACUUGAAUCUGAAGUAUCAAUAAGCCACUUCUUUGACCGGCUAAGGAAGUUAUGUUUCAGGAUAAAUUGAUUUUCCAAAUGAUAUCUGAAACUAUCACAACUUGCAAUGUUUAUUUAGGUCUGGAUGUUGUUCGAACGGAUGGUACUCUUGUAUUUUACGAGAAUGAAGCUAAUCAGGCAAAACUUUGGGAUACACUUGCUGUCUAUGCCUGGAUGGAUAAAGAUAUCGGCUAUGUUCAAGGAAUGAGUGAUAUUUGCUCUCCAAUGGUUAUUCUGCUUGAGAGUGAAGCAGAUGCAUUCUGGUGCUUUGAGCGUGCAAUGCGUCGAUUGCGAGAAAAUUUCAAGUGCACCACAAGUUCUAUGGGAGUGCAAACUCAGCUCAGUACACUCGCACAAAUUGUUAAAACUGUCGAUCCAAAGCUUCAUCACCACCUUGGUAAGGGGAUCCCGUUCUUUGUAAAUUCUCUUAAUCGCUAUUCUCGUAAGUGAAGUAGAGAACUCAAAAUCUUCAUGACAUUGUAGCUUUUCCUUUUCUAAUAUCUGAUUUUGUGUCUUGAAAGAUUUUUAUGAUUUUAGUAGUGUCUUCUCAUGGAUUUCAUGAUAUUUAAUUUCAUGAAUGAUAUGUUCAAGCUUUUUUUCAAGAUACUAUCUGGAGCCCAUUUUUCCUUUCAUCGUUUUGAAAACGAUGAAAGGAAAAAUGGGCUCCAGCAGUUAGUGUGUGUAUAUAUAUAUAUAUAGAGAGAGAGGUUUUUCCCUUCUAAAACCCGAGUGAUAACUGCUGGAAGAAAGGUAUAAGGGAAGCAAUUUCGGCCUUUUAACAAUUAUAGUUGGAUAGGACAUAGUUUUGGCAAUUAGAUAUCUGGCCUCAACGCACUUACGAAUAUGUGAUGGCCUUUAGACGAUACGAUUUCCAUAAUCACAAUAAUUAAUUGAAGAUUUUUUACUGUGGCCCAAACCGACAAAAAAGGUAUAGUACCAUCUAGAAAUAUAAGUAUCACCUUAUCAGAUAAUGUGAUUCUAUUGCUCCCAUUUCUUCUAGCUCAACUUAACCGCCUUACUUAUGGUAGUCAAUUUCAAAAUUGUGAAGUGAGCUUUAGAAAUCCACUUAGGAGAGGCACCCAAGGAUGUACAUAGUGAUCAAUGAGAGGCACCCAAGGCGUAUUGUGGCGGGUGUUGAAAAUCGCCCUAAUAAAAUUGAUUUAGGCAUAUAGAAAGAAAUCACCUAGUGUUUUAUUUCUGCUGGAAUUUGAACCAUUUGGCUGAACAAUCUGUGCGUAUUGGGUAAGCUCUGUUGAAGUUUGGCAAAAUGCCAAAGUCCCACAUUGGUUGGGAGUUAAGUUUGG